This is a messenger RNA of Octopus bimaculoides (California two-spot octopus), 1312 nucleotides long. RefSeq lists its product as uncharacterized. Gene Ontology annotation, molecular function: chromatin binding; sequence-specific DNA binding; transcription corepressor activity. NCBI's taxonomy places the organism in Eukaryota, Metazoa, Mollusca, Cephalopoda, Octopoda, Octopodidae. Gene Ontology annotation, biological process: regulation of DNA-templated transcription. The record is from RefSeq and is a predicted model, not a curated record. Gene Ontology annotation, cellular component: nucleus.
GCCUCUGCAGCAGUACAUUGUGCCGCCUCUAGCUCAGACCCAUCCGACUGCUGGCAACGUGGAAAUCAAGAAAGAACCAGAAGACUAUCAGCUGAAACCGAUUCCGCCAUCUCCGAAAACUCAUUCUCAAAACCUGCCUCAUGAGUUGAACCCCAAAUGUUUGGAUACGAAAGAUAUGUCAUUGGCGCUGCCUCCUCAGUCUGCCCAUUCGCAACCUUUAGCCCCUGAGCAGAUCCCCACAGAUUCUCACUAUGAAAAAGACUCUGAUAGUAAUGAGGAUGAGUGCCACAGGCCUAUCAGUCCUGGACCAGAUGCCACACCCUGCAAUAAGGAAUUCCAUAAGAGUAAAAACGCUAUAUUUAUUAAACUGUUGAAUAGAGGAAUCAAUUCUUGUUCGCGCUGUGAUUUAGUUUUUAAACCUCAACCGCACUCGGAUUUAGCCAAGAAACGUGAAGAAAGAGAAAAGAAGGUCCUACAAGCAUCUGCUACUAUCAAGGAAGAGAAAGUUCAGCCUACAAAACGAAUUGAUACGCCUAUCAAGUCCAGCUCGACGGAAGCUCAAGUGACCAGCACAUUAUCAUCUCAGCAUGGCCCAUAUGGUGGCGAAAGAAUGACACCUCGUCCAUACCCUGGUCAUGACACUCCAGCCCUGAGACAGCUUAGUGAAUACGCCAGGCCACACACACUAGGUCAAGACUUUGGCCGGUCUGGUCCCUAUGGUCUGUCAACUUUACCUCCACAUGUUGACCCGAUGUUACCUUACAGAUUAGCCUCGAUGUAUCCAACAGGAUCUAGAGAAAGACUUGAACUUGAGUUGGAGCGAGACAAAAGGGAACGAGACGCCCGCGAACGAGAAUUACGGGAACGAGAGCUACGUGAAAUGGAAAUUAGAGAAAAAUUCAAAGCAGAUAUGGAAAUGAAACCUCCUGGUACUCCUGGAUCUAAAAUACGUGGAAAUACGUUGGAUGCUCCUUGGAUCGAUAUGCGUCGUUAUGCUUAUCCUCCGACUGCUGCAGCACAAAGUCAUUUAGUCCAACAAUCGGCGGGAAACAGCUCCAGUAGCAACACACCUCAUAUACCAGGUGUUUACCCUCCAACAAGUUUAGCUAAUGAUCUGCUGGCACGAGAGAGGGAACGUUUGGAACGGUUAGGAAUUCCAACUGGUAUUUCUCACUUGUUGGGUGAUCCAGCAUAUUCAACUCUUGUGGAACGAAUCUCUGCUGAGCGGCUGCAGGCUGAGCGCCUUGCCCUCAGUACCGACCCGAUGGUUCGCCUUCAGAUGGCCAGUCUAUCUGCAGCAUCCACCCACGCU